Rosa rugosa (rugosa rose) is the source of this 1251-nucleotide messenger RNA. Its product is annotated as vestitone reductase-like. The transcript is spliced from 4 exons. Gene Ontology annotation, molecular function: oxidoreductase activity, acting on the CH-OH group of donors, NAD or NADP as acceptor. NCBI's taxonomy places the organism in Eukaryota, Viridiplantae, Streptophyta, Magnoliopsida, Rosales, Rosaceae. The coding region runs from base 200 to 1204 and encodes 334 amino acids. The record is from RefSeq and is a predicted model, not a curated record.
AUAUUCUCUUAUUAAAUUAAACACCAGUUUGCAGAGUUGCAAGAGAAAUUGGCUUCUUGGUCAUAUAUUAUAUCACUAAUCACCAGGUGAAGCCUCUCAGAUUUCCCUAUUCAUAUGAAAACCACAUCUAGAGCUAGCUGCCGAGCCUGACCUGAACCUAAAGUAAGCUACGGUUUGGGCGUAAAUUAGGAGAGAAUUGAUGGAAGAGGAAAAGGGUCCAGUUUGUGUAACGGGUGGAACUGGAUUCAUCGGUUCAUGGCUGGUUAUGAAGCUUCUGCAAAAUGGUUACACUGUUCGAACUACUGUUAGACCUGAUCCAGAAUGCAAGAGAGACAUCAGCUACCUCACAAGCCUGCCUAGAGCAUCGGAGAAGCUUCACAUCUUCAAUGGGGAUCUGAACCAACCUGAAAGUUUUAAUGUAGCAAUUGAAGGAUGCACCGGGGUCUUCCAUGUUGCUCAUCCUAUGCCUAACAAAGAACUUGAUGAAGCAUCGGUAACCAAACAAUCUGUAGAAGGUACCCUAGGCAUAUUGAAAGCUUGCCUAAAUGCCAAGACUGUGAAAAAGGUUGUUUACACUUCUAGUGCAGCAACUGUUGCUUAUAGUGGCAACAACAAAGACAUGGCGGAUGAGAGUUCAUGGAGUGAUAUAGAGUACCAUAGGUCUCUUGGAUUAUUUAGGAGUUCAUCGUAUGUGGCUGCUAAGACCAAAACAGAGCAAGCAGUACUGGAAUUUGCACAAAAAAAUGGAUUAGAACUUGUGACUUUGAUCCCUCCAUUCGUCCUUGGUGGUUUCAUCUGCAAAGAUCUCCCUGGUUCAGUGGAAUUGAUCUUAUCCAUGAUAUUAGGAAAAGCAGAUAACUUUACACAACUUCACAAGCUAAGUUUGGUACAUGUAGAUGAUUUGGUUAGUGCGCAUAUCUUUCUUUUUGAAAAUUCUAAUGCCAAAGGGAGGUACAUUUGCUCUUCAACUCCAACAUCAAUAGACGAAAUGUACCGAUUUCUUUAUGCAAAAUACCCUGAAUUUCGCAUACCCACAACUCAAUCACUGAAAGAAGCUUACAAAAUUUGUGGUUUCUCAUCGAAGAAGCUCCUGAAUACUGGAUUCACAUUUAAGCAUGGCCUCGAUGACAUAUUGACUGGAGCAUUUCAAUCUUGCAGAGAAAAGGGUUUUCUAGAAAGGAUCUUUGGCAAAAUGGACACAUGACUCCAUAAAAACAUUCUACUCAAUUGUCUUGUGAUUCUUUUUUUUUU